AUGGAUUCAACUUCUAUAAACACAAUUUUAUUAUAUAACACUGAAAUACAAAAAUCUGCACUUUCUGGUAUUGGUCACAAAGCUUCUCGUUCUGAAAUCGUCAACGAAAUCAUGAUUAAUAAAUUGAAUCAAGAAACUCUUACUCUUUCCAAGCUCCCUGAUAAAAUAAAAAUCAAUAUUUUUAAAUAUGUCCGUUUUCCAAUGAACUUAUUGUUAACUAGCGAUCUUUGGUAUCAACUUUCAAAACAAAAUGUGGUCAGAGCUAAAUGGUUAAUUUAUCAUUUUGGUAAAGGACAUGCGCUAUUCUAUGCAAUUCAUUUCGGUCCAAAUUUCAUUAAUGUUCCUGUAGUUCAAAAAAUCAUCGAAUUUGGUGGAAUAGUAUCUAGGUACUUUGUUCAAAGGUUUUUACUUUCAUUUGGUGCAUAUGAUCCAAAAUUAAUCCAGAAAAAAAUUGAACAUAAUGUGGGAAAUAUCGAUAUUGAACAAAUACGCAAAGUACAACAAAAACACGCUACACCUUGGGCUAGUGAUACUCCUCUUGAUGUAUUUACUUAG
Cetraspora pellucida is the source of this 555-nucleotide messenger RNA. The record is from the annotation of a GenBank genome assembly. Lineage: Eukaryota; Fungi; Glomeromycota; Glomeromycetes; Diversisporales; Gigasporaceae.